AUGUCAAAGUUCGGUAGCAAGACAGGUCGAAGAACCAGCCGUCAAAGAUUUUUAAAGGCUGAUCUCUGCGAUGUUACCAUAAAUGAUUUUGCCAAUUCAUCAAUUAUAAGUUCAUCCGACCGAAUGAAAAAAAAUAAGUUAAAGAUUAAUCAAGUCAUUGAUACAGAUGAUAAUCAAACUUGGGAAGAAAAACUAGAGAUUUAUGAAAAUCAAUCGGAAGAAAAUGAUUCAGGAAGCGAGAUAAAAAAAAAGUUAGGUCUUCAAAAAAAGAAAAAAGUUGUCGAAUCAGAAAGUAUUAAUGAUGAUUCAGGAAUUGAUUACCCUAUUGAUAUCUGGUUUCUUUUAUCUGAAUACAUACCUCCUGAAGCUGUAGGAAAAUUUGCUGCCAUUUGUAAGACAUCAUUAGCCGUCGUGUCAACUGCUAAAUUUUGGUUUAAUCUAUACAAAAGAUACUAUACUGGAGUAGCAAACUUACCGGAACAAUAUCAGCCAGAGUGUAUGGUACGAAAAUAUGGAUUAAGAGCUCAAGUAAUAAGAGCUUUACAUUUCAUGUAUCCUCCAUUUGUAGCAAAGCUUAAACCUCAAGUUUUAUUCGAUGGUGAUCCUCAUUUGUUAAUAAAAAGAUAUUGUGUGCUUGCUUGGUGUCAAAAAAUUAAAAAUUAUUGGUUAUUUUGUUUCAAACUUAAAUUAGGAGCUCCCUUUAAAAAUAGCAAUGGAAAAAAUAAAACAAAAUCUAAAAAUCUUUUGGAUUUUCUCGAAGACAUAACUGCAAACGAAGAUGACAAUUGUAAAGUUACAUGUUUAAAUUAUGUCAUACUACCCAUGUUAUAUGGUCAAACUUUAAGCAGCGUGUCGUUGAACGUCGCCCAAGGAAUGAGAUAUCAUAAAAUGCAAUUGAAUUUCAGUAGCAGUCCUUAUCCUUCGGCGAGUAAUUGUAAUUCAAUGGUUCUCGAACCUGUUGUCAACGUUCGCGUAUUAGACUGGUGGCAUCCAUCGUUCCCUCAUUCUGAUGGCUUCAACACUAGUUUAUUUUCAUCAGAAAUCGCCCCUCAAUUUGAUGAUAUUGAGUUCUAA
Messenger RNA from Pediculus humanus corporis (human body louse), 1074 nucleotides. RefSeq lists its product as uncharacterized. The coding region runs from base 1 to 1074 and encodes 357 amino acids. The record is from RefSeq and is a predicted model, not a curated record. NCBI's taxonomy places the organism in Eukaryota, Metazoa, Arthropoda, Insecta, Psocodea, Pediculidae. Gene Ontology annotation, cellular component: SCF ubiquitin ligase complex. The transcript has 6 exons. Gene Ontology annotation, biological process: regulation of protein stability.